Molecule: messenger RNA, 1859 nt
Organism: Nestor notabilis (Kea)
Lineage: Eukaryota; Metazoa; Chordata; Aves; Psittaciformes; Psittacidae
Product: epidermal growth factor receptor-like
Exons: 13
Biological process (GO): negative regulation of apoptotic process; protein phosphorylation; cell surface receptor protein tyrosine kinase signaling pathway
Cellular component (GO): basal plasma membrane; signaling receptor complex
Molecular function (GO): ATP binding; epidermal growth factor receptor activity; epidermal growth factor binding
Source: RefSeq, a predicted model, not a curated record
GUGCAAAGGGCCAGGUCUUGAGGGCUGUCCAAAUGGCUCCAAAAUCCCAUCCAUCGCAGCUGGUGUUGUUGGAGGGCUCCUGUGCUUGGUGGUAGUCGGCUUGGGCAUUGGCCUUUACUUGCGGAGACGCCACAUUGUCAGAAAGAGGACCCUGCGGCGGCUGCUGCAGGAGAGGGAGCUUGUUGAACCACUGACACCCAGCGGAGAGGCACCAAACCAGGCUCAUCUGAGAAUUUUAAAGGAAACAGAAUUUAAAAAGGUCAAAGUUUUAGGCUCUGGAGCUUUUGGCACUGUUUAUAAGGGACUUUGGAUCCCAGAAGGAGAGAAGGUUAAAAUUCCUGUGGCUAUUAAGGAGUUGAGAGAGGCUACCUCACCAAAAGCCAACAAGGAAAUACUUGAUGAAGCUUAUGUGAUGGCUAGUGUUGACAAUCCUCAUGUGUGCCGCUUGUUGGGAAUCUGCCUCACUUCCACUGUCCAGCUCAUCACACAACUGAUGCCUUAUGGUUGCCUCCUUGAUUACAUCCGAGAGCACAAGGACAACAUUGGUUCCCAGUACCUUCUCAACUGGUGUGUGCAGAUUGCAAAGGGAAUGAAUUAUUUGGAGGAGCGUCGCCUGGUGCACCGUGACCUUGCUGCCAGGAACGUCCUUGUUAAGACUCCUCAACACGUGAAAAUCACAGACUUUGGGCUGGCAAAGCUGCUCGGUGCUGACGAGAAGGAGUAUCAUGCCGAGGGAGGCAAGGUUCCUAUUAAAUGGAUGGCCUUGGAGUCUAUUUUACAUCGGAUUUACACUCAUCAAAGCGAUGUCUGGAGUUAUGGUGUGACAGUUUGGGAGCUGAUGACAUUUGGGUCCAAGCCGUAUGAAGGGAUCCCUGCCAGUGAGAUCUCCUCUGUCUUGGAGAAGGGCGAGCGUUUGCCCCAGCCCCCCAUCUGCACCAUCGACGUGUACAUGAUCAUGGUCAAAUGCUGGAUGAUCGAUGCAGACAGUCGUCCCAAGUUCCGUGAGCUGAUAGCAGAGUUCUCAAAAAUGGCCCGUGACCCUCCACGCUAUCUCGUUAUACAGGGAGACGAUAGGAUGCACCUGCCCAGCCCUACAGACUCCAAGUUUUAUCGCACCCUGAUGGAGGAGGAGGACAUGGAAGAUAUAGUGGAUGCCGAUGAGUAUCUCGUGCCACACCAGGGCUUUUUCAACAGCCCUUCAACAUCCCGCACUCCUCUCUUGAGUUCACUGAGUGCUACUAGCAACAACUCUGCUACAACCUGCAUUGACAGGAACGGGCAGGGGCAUCCUGUGAGGGAAGACAGCUUUGUCCAGAGGUAUAGCUCAGAUCCCACAGGCGCUUUCUUGGAGGACAGCAUAGAUGAUGGCUUCCUGCCAGCCCCAGAGUAUGUAAACCAGUUGGUGCCCAAGAAAACAUCUGCCUCAGCAGUCCAGAAUCCAAUCUACAACAACUUCUCUCUCACAGCAAACUCAAAGGUCCCCACGGACUCCAGCUACCAGAAUUCACACAGCACAGCUGUGGACAACCCUGAGUAUCUCAACACCAACCAGUCUCCACUGGCCAAGACAGUCUUCGAGACCUCUCCUUACUGGAUCCAGGCGGGCAACCACCAAAUAAAUCUGGACAAUCCUGACUACCAGCAGGACUUCUUACCGAAGGAAACCAAACCUAAUGGUCUCCUGAAAGUUCCAGCGGCAGAAAACCCGGAGUACUUGAGGGUAGCAGCACCAAAAAGUGAAUACAUUGAAGCCUCGGCAUGACCAUAGAGGAUUUCUUCUUGCAGUGAGGCAAGCCAGACCCUUGGUGAACUACCUGGCUGCUGCAAGAACAGACGCUUGCUCAGAGCGAACGGCAACC